CACUCAUAAAUUCAGGAAAAGGAAAUGGCUUUCACUCCCUCUAACCUCUCUCUCCUCUUCUCACACAAACCUCCUCCUUCCUCCGUCCCCCAUCCCUUCUUCUUCUCAUCCAUGACUUAAUUUCUCUCUCUUUCCCUCUCUCUAUCUCUCUAUCUCUCUAUCUGUCUCUGUGUGUGUGUGUAUCUCUGUCAAUCUCUGUCUAUAUCCAUGUAUGUCAUACAUAUGGAUGUUUUUCUAGGUGGGUGCAUGAGUUAAGUCUUGCUCGAAACUGGGUUGCUGGGGAAAGUAAAAGUUGGGUAGAUGGCGGUGGUGUUUGAGGGAUUUUCGAUCCGCGAGUAUGCCUCCAAGAUGAGGAGUGUUGAUAUAGGUAAAUGCUGGCCCUUUGCGAGUGACGUCACCCCCGAAGCCGUCGACACUCUUCUCCCUCCUAUUACCAUUACCAAAUUCCGCUGGUGGUCUCACGAGCUUCACCUUCUCAGAUCAAAUACCACCCAACACCCAUCCGUCUCCGACACGAAACCGCGGGAAAACGACGAGAAGAUGGUGGACAUGGUUUGUCAGGUUGACGCGCAUGGUGAUGAGAGGCGGCGGGUGAAGAUGGCCGCCAAGGCUAAGUGUCGAGCCCCCAAGAAGCGUUCCAUCGUCGAGAUUUUCGCUGUGGCGCCUCAGAUUCACAAUCUUGUAGUUGAUGACGACUUGGAAGAAGACAGCGGUGAGGAGGAGGAGGAGGAGGAGGAGGAGGAAACGCCAGAAGCUGGUGAUGGUAGUAUCGGCGUCUUGACGUUGAAGUCCAAUGUUGACAAGAAAAAGAAGAAGGCAAAGAAGAAUUUGAAGAUAAAAAAAGUGGUUGUCGACAAGCUGAUGAAGAAGAAGAAAAUGAAGAGGCAAAAGAGGCUCAAGAAGAAGACUAAUUGUAAGGAGAGACCAACUUUGAAGAAGGACAUCACGUGUCGCCUCAAAAAGCAGAAUCAAGUCAAUUUCUCCAAAAAAACAAAUGGUUCCGCACAUGCCAGACAGAUAGUAGAGGGCAUCUUUAGUGCUGUUGCUAACAAUCAAAAGACAGCUCUGCCAUGUUUAGCUACUCAAAAGAACAAAGAAGUUGAAUCUUCCAAAGUCUUGAAACCAGAAUUGCCAGUUCACAGCAUCCUAAAGAGUAAAAGAAAAGUUUCGUCUGGAGAGAAUGCUGCAACUUGCAAUAUGCAGACUGUUAGUAUGGUCAAAUCAUUCAGUAUUCAAAAAUCUGAUAAGCAUGUCAGGUUCUCUGAUCAGAAUGGCAUGCUUGGUACAAGGAAAAAGCCUAUUUCCUCUGAACAUGGUGUCUGCAAUUUACAUUCAGAUGCCUUGGCUCCAUUGUCAAGGAAGGAUCAAUUUACUCACAGUGAUAAAAAUUUAGUCACCAUUAUAGAAAGUGAAAGUGAUCAUGAUGACAACUAUAUCGGCCCAGAAAAUGAAAGUAAGGUCCAAACCAUGACUGGAAAAGAAAAGUUACCUGAUGCUGGUGAUCAUUUUGAGAUACCAUAUUUUGUGAGGACGCAUUUCAGUUGUCAAGAGCAAAGAGGACAUAUAUUGAACAAGUCUGUUCCCCCAUCUCAAGUUGUGAUGUGCAAUUAUAAUUUGGACAUGGCUGAUCAUAGCAAUGGAGCUGCUUCAUGUAAUGAUUCAUAUGCUGUUAAUCCUAGACAUCUUUCUACCACAAAAGGAGUACGUAGUCCCCCUGUAAAUUCUCAGAUUUUUGGACAUGUUUCCCAAAGUUCCAGUUCCAGUGGGAAGUCGAUUGACUGUUUUGAUGACGGUACCCAUAGGGUUCCUGCAAUCAGUUCAAAGGAAAAUACAUGGCCGUUUCGACAACUUACAUCAUCUGGUUUUGCCUGCAGCGGAAUUCCAAACAGGGAUCCGCACUUAUCAAAGUCUGCUACAGAAAAUAUUAGUACCACUCAAAUGCAGCAUGAACCAUUUUGUUGUCAGUCAUCAAUGGAACUGAUGGGUAGCUUAUUUCCCUUUCCAGAAUGGAAGGAAAGAGCAGUUACUUUCAGAGAAAAGAACAUGGAGGAGGGCUUUCUGGGUUUGCCUCUCAAUUCACAAGGUGAACUAGUCCAGACAAAUUCAUUUCUUGUUAGAGGAUUUAACCAGUUAGAGUAUUCCGGCUUAACAACAGGAUCUUCCAGUAGCUUAACUGGGUGUGGCUCUCUCCUUCCUAGUAGUGUGGAAGAUUUUUCUAAUUCAAAAGGGAAGCAUUUUGUUGAAAGAGCAGUUCCAGAAGAUCAGUUGAAUCUGUUUCCUGUGCAUACUUGUAGGAAAGAGAAACCCACUGUAUAUUUGCCAGCGAGACUAGGAGUUAAUGAGGGACUUACUGAAAAAGCUGGUGCCAACUUGUUGAAUUAUGAGACGAGAAACAAUAACUUUUCCUGCUCAUUGGAUCCAAAACCCAGACAGAUGAACAACUCGUUCAAUGCAGUCAGACAGCAUGAUCAGGUCCAACAUCAAAAUGGAAAUGGAAUUAUUCAAUCAAGAGAAAACUCAGAUUAUAUGUUCCUAAAUAACAGCCAGCCAACAAUGCGGUUAAUGGGUAAAGAUGUUGCUGUUGGUAGAUGUAACGCAGAGACCAAACAAUGUGAUGGCAGAAAGGUUAUAACUGAUAAUGAAAUCUUAGCAGGGCAUCAGCCUAUUAAUUCAGCAACUGACAAUUCCUCAUUGAAGGUGCAUUUCCUGCAGGACUGGUUCCUGCACCCAGUACUUGAAAAAUCAAAAGAGAAUCCAACUCAUGAAGCUGUACAAAGCAAUACUUUCAUUGAAGCUGCAGAAGCAAAAAUUCCCAAGUUUCUUUCAUCGCAUCCCAAGUGGCAGACCCUUGCAGUAUUUCAAAAUGGCAGCCCAAUUGAUAGUGUCAAUCCUGGUUCUAGGUUUCAUCUUGUUGGUCCUUCCUUCACUUCCCCAGCAAUAUUAAAGAGGGUCCUGGAGCCUGUUGCAUAUGGAGCUGAAACUCUAAGAAACAGCUCUCAACAACCCAUGCUGUCUGCUACUCAGAAUGUUCGUCAUCAUAUGAAUUAUUCUCCAGCUGAACUAAAAUACAAGCAGAACCGCUCUCAUGUGACGAAAUCACCUUUUAGUUUUCCCUUUUUGCACCCAGAUUCUAGUGAACAUGUGCAACCUUUGUUGUUACAAAGCUCCUCCAACAGCUUGAUCCCAUGGUUGCUACAUGCAACACAGCAAGUAAAAACAAAUACUAGCCCCCAACCAUUUCUUGAAGCAGUUGGUAAAGACCAUCCCCAAACAACUAGAGUUAAUUUCCUUACUACGCCAUCCACACAUCAUUCACCUGUUAUUUCUUAUCCUCCCAAUUCCACAACCUCUCCCUCAUAUAUGGAAGGUCCACUUGGUCCAGCAUCUACGAAUCACUCCCCACAUCUUUCUGCCCCUGUCGGCAUCAAACCAAAUUGUUCUGCAAGUUGGAGCAACAGAAACAGAAAGAAGGUAAGAAACAGAAUGAAGUCAAAAGGCUUUGGGGUCAAAUGUAUGGAUCGUUACCACAAAGCCAGUAAGCGACCUGCAACUACAGAAGAUAAUUCAAGCAAACCUACCAAGAUACCUCAUCUAGGAUUGGAAGACGACUUGGGUUCUGCAACAGGAUUGGGAAUACAAAUCCAUAGUAGCAAUAUGCAGUAUGAUGCUAGAAAAAUAGAGUCAGGCAGCAAUAAAAGAAGCAGUGAACAAUCUAUCCAAACUCAGUUCCAGAACAAUGAACUUAGUACAUCACGGGAAGUGGAGCUUUCUAAAGUGGAUGGCAUAAGAUAUGGCCCCAUUAAACUAAGUGCUGGUGCCAAGCACAUCCUGAAGCCUAGUCUGAAUACAGAUCAGGAUAACUCAAGGCUCGUUCAUUCAACUAUCCCUUGUAUUUCGAUGAUGGAUUGUGGUGGCUUUAUGGAAACUCAGAAGAAACCAACAAAGAUUUAUAGGCUUUAAGGGCCUGCUCAUAUGAGACUGCCCUUUUGUAGCUGGGUUCAGAGAGAAAUGGAGAGGAGGGGUGGAUGGGGGAGACUCAGUAUUAUAAGAAAUACAAGGGUCUGCGCAACCUUUACUCCUAGCUAGGACAUCUGGAAGCAUGUGAUCUCAGUUCAUGAUCUAGCUUCAAAGAGUGCCUGCUAAAAUUAUAUAGGUAUGCUUUUGAUCUGUGUGUAUUAGUUCAGACUGUAGAUGUGACAUUCUGCAGCACAUAUGCAAUCAUGAAAUUAGUAAUGCUUGUCUUACUAUGUUACUGGUAACAUCUACUUUCAUUUUUUCUUUAAACUUGUACGUGUUCAUUUGAAGUUUGUUCCUUCGAAGAUAAAUUGUUGAUGAGAUGGUUGUUUUCAGUACUAAUGGUGAUUUAGGUAUUAAGUAAUUGAAAUAAUGUAGGGAAUUUUUUGUAUAUAAGUAUUUGGUAGGAUUAAAUAUGGAACAUGUCACCCAUUCUCAAUUCAUAUUCGAAGAGCAUCCUGUUUCA
Messenger RNA from Carica papaya (papaya), 4480 nucleotides. RefSeq lists its product as uncharacterized. The record is from RefSeq and is a predicted model, not a curated record. NCBI's taxonomy places the organism in Eukaryota, Viridiplantae, Streptophyta, Magnoliopsida, Brassicales, Caricaceae.